Mitosporidium daphniae is the source of this 432-nucleotide messenger RNA. Its product is annotated as 40S ribosomal protein S21. Gene Ontology annotation, biological process: translation; endonucleolytic cleavage to generate mature 3'-end of SSU-rRNA from (SSU-rRNA, 5.8S rRNA, LSU-rRNA); endonucleolytic cleavage in ITS1 to separate SSU-rRNA from 5.8S rRNA and LSU-rRNA from tricistronic rRNA transcript (SSU-rRNA, 5.8S rRNA, LSU-rRNA). NCBI's taxonomy places the organism in Eukaryota, Fungi, Microsporidia. Gene Ontology annotation, molecular function: structural constituent of ribosome. Gene Ontology annotation, cellular component: cytosolic small ribosomal subunit; ribosome. The coding region runs from base 1 to 432 and encodes 143 amino acids. The transcript has 4 exons. The record is from RefSeq and is a predicted model, not a curated record.
AUGGUUUCGUUGGCGGACUCUUCUAAUCUAGUGUGGUAUGUAGAUGGAAGCGAAAACGUUUGCCGUUCAGAGGAUGACGGGGUUUGCAUCCCCUUGGAAUUUACUUAUUGCUAUUUUACAGGAAUUUUUAAUUAUUCUACAAUGCUUAACGAUAAAGGAGAAUUCAUUGAUCUCUCUGCUACUGGACGCCUGAUUUCAGCUAAAGAUCACGCUUCCGUGCAAAUCAACAUCGCCGAGGUUGAUGAAAAUGGUCUUGCUACUGGAAAAUCCCAUCCAUAUGCACUUUCGGGCUUUAUUCGCUCGUCCGGUCAGGCAGACGAUUCUCUCAAUCGUCUUGCCACCAGCGACGGCUUUCUUCAAAGAACAAUUUUCUUGAUGGCCGUACAUCUUGGCGACAUUAAUGAAAUCUUUGAGGGGCUAAAGUCAAAGUAG